This is a messenger RNA of Aspergillus welwitschiae, 324 nucleotides long. RefSeq lists its product as uncharacterized. NCBI's taxonomy places the organism in Eukaryota, Fungi, Ascomycota, Eurotiomycetes, Eurotiales, Aspergillaceae. The coding region runs from base 1 to 324 and encodes 107 amino acids. The transcript has a single exon. The record is from RefSeq and is a predicted model, not a curated record.
AUGGCCUUCGUUCUUUCCAGGAUAGUGAACUUGAGUGGAGCCGGGUACAUUGCGGAGCUUCUUGAGAAUGAUUCAGACGACGGUAGUGACGGAUACGAUCUCUCCCAUUGGCUCCAGGGUGCCAGAAUGGCUAGAGCAUACAGUAGUGAAGUGGAGGAUAAUGAAGAGUCAAACGAUGAGGCCGAAAGUGACAUCUCUCGGAACCAAGCAUCGCCGGAAAUCAACAUCGACCCAACCAUCGCCCUUGAAGAUCCGCACCGCUACUAUCUAUGGGAGCCAAAUGAUCCUGACGAAGCGGGAACAAGCAAUUUUCCAGCGAGAUGA